Molecule: messenger RNA, 4556 nt
Organism: Venturia canescens
Lineage: Eukaryota; Metazoa; Arthropoda; Insecta; Hymenoptera; Ichneumonidae
Gene: Rab11
Product: RAS oncogene family member Rab11
Exons: 5
Coding region: 640-1287 (215 amino acids)
Biological process (GO): exocytosis
Cellular component (GO): Golgi apparatus; recycling endosome
Molecular function (GO): GTP binding; GTPase activity
Source: RefSeq, a predicted model, not a curated record
UGAGUCUUUUAGAGGGGCGUAGAAAGGAGGCCAUAUUGUACAGUUAAAUUAAAAGCAAAAAAAAGAAAAAUAUUAUAUCUGAUCGGCUGUUCGUUGGUUGUCUCCGUAAUAUCGUUGUUACGUCCCGCAAAGGCCUCUGUUACCCCGCGGUUUCGUUGCAAUUGAAGUGAUCAGUUUUCGGGGGGGGUUUAUAUAUUUUUUUGCUUAGUUCGUUAUUGACGGGCCUUUGUGAUUUGGAUGCCAAAGUGCGUCCCCGUGUUGUCAACGGAGGUUUAAUACGCGAGCCACCUGACAACGAGAAAGAGAAAGAAAAAGCGAUAGAGCGAGAAAGACAGAGAAUUACGUUUUUAUUCGUCGAUGUCAGCGAAAUAACGGACGUUAUAUCAAAACUGUGAGAGGACGUCCCCGAAACGUAAUCUGUCUCGCUCUUACGGAAAAAUCCAACCAGUUACUCCUUGUAUAUAAAUACAGUGAUCUCUCUCACACUAAACACACACUUCCAUACUUACACAUCACAUCCAUACAAAUUUCCUUGUAUCCCUUUCUUUCCUACUCGCACUACUACCCGGGGACAUACAUCAAGUCCCUCCGUACCACAAAAGCCGCGGAGAAGAUUUUUCGGGCUUCAUCGUUGACGAGAUGGGCACUCGAGACGACGAAUACGAUUAUUUAUUUAAAGUUGUUCUCAUCGGUGACUCCGGUGUGGGCAAGAGUAAUUUGCUCUCUAGAUUCACACGUAACGAGUUCAAUCUUGAGUCGAAGUCUACAAUCGGGGUUGAAUUUGCCACACGCAGUAUACAAGUAGAUGGGAAAACCAUCAAGGCUCAAAUAUGGGACACCGCAGGACAGGAACGUUAUCGAGCAAUCACCUCUGCAUAUUAUCGCGGUGCUGUUGGAGCGUUGCUAGUUUACGACAUAGCGAAACAUCUGACGUACGAGAACGUCGAGAGAUGGCUCAGGGAAUUACGGGACCACGCUGAUCAGAACAUCGUGAUUAUGCUCGUCGGAAACAAAUCCGAUCUUAGGCAUCUCCGAGCAGUUCCAACAGACGAGGCAAAGACCUUUGCUGAGACGAACAUGCUCUCUUUUAUUGAGACGUCUGCCCUCGAUUCGACCAACGUUGAGACAGCCUUUCAAAAUAUCUUAACGGAAAUCUACAGAAUCGUAUCGCAGAAACAGAUGCGAGACCCACCGGAAGGUGAUACGAUCCGGCCACAAAACGUAGAACCCAUCAACGUUAAACCAACAAUGAACUCGGAUGGUAUGCGUAAGCAAUGUUGCCAGUGACUCGCCACGCUGUUUGUCAUGAACAGCAGCAGCAGUAAUAGGAGGGAGGGAGGAUGAGGGAACGAAGAAAGGAGGAAGAAAGUGGUGGUUGGUGAAUAGAAACGUCAGGUGCAUUGAGGCACGAGGCUAAGACUAUGUGUGAGAUGGGAGAAGGGGCUUUUCUUCUCGUCAGCACUUGAUGAACAGAAAAGGAUGGGAAAGGGUGAGGCUGAAAUGACGACAAUGACGGCGAAAGCGACGAGAAUUGACUCUGAAACAACGAGAAUGAAAUCCACGAAGAACGAAAUCUUUUUGGCUACUGGAGCGGCAGAAAAGAUCAUGCGGACGAUCUGUGCGAGCUGAAAAGCAGAAUAACUACCAGGGAAUCAAGCAACGCCGCAUUUUUUCCGAUUGACUGGAAUUUCAACGCGAUACCCAUCGCAAAUGGCAUAUCUAACGAAAAUCAAGAAAAAAUCCAUCCUCGAAAGAAAAUUAAACAUUCGGCUGUCAAAGUCGUCGCAAAAAAGGUUUUCGCUUAAAGGACACACACCUAAUAAUUGAAACGAAGAAAAAGGGAGGGGGAGAGAAAAGCCGCAACACGAUCGAUUUGUUUCCCAAUAUUUUCGAUGUUGUCAUCAACAGCAGUGCUAAUCGAAUUUCUUCGAACUUGCUCUCUGUCUCGCUUGCCUCUUCCGGUCUGCCCAUCCCCACUUACCUUCUAUUCUCUCUCCCUCCCUCUCUCUUUCUCUUUGUCUCUUCCCUGUCAUUAAAUAGGCAGAAAAAAUGAAAGAUACAAAAAAUGAAAAAAAUAUAUGAGUAUGUAUAUAUAAAAAAGGAAACAACAAGCAAUUUGUAUAUAUACAUAUGUCAUAUACCAUCGAACGCAAUUCUCACACAGCGAACACAUUGAAGAAAAACACAAUUUACACACGGGAUCCAAGUAAAAUACGAAAAAAAACAAACAAAAUGGAAAAAAACAUAGUUGAAGAAAGGGAACGAGAAACAUUACACAAACACGUUGACACACGCGUAUAUUAAUUAUGUUACGAUAAUUGAAUGUUGUAUUACCGCUUCUUUGUAAUACAUAAUAUUAUGAUUAUUAACAUUUCUUCUAAGCAUUAAUAGUGUGAGAAAAGAAGCAUAACGCUGAGAAGAGCCGCACCGCGUAUUCGUAUGACGAAUGAAAACUGGAAUAAACACGACAAAACCACAUUGCGAUUUAAAAUAAUAAUAAUAUUUAAUGAAGAAUUAAACAAACGGUGAUUGUGAAUUAUAGUUGCACGCGCUCGUUCAUGGGAAAAAUUAGGGGAAAAAAUUACACACUAAUAUCUACAAAAUCUUAAACAUAACAAACGAAUAUCGGGAGAGGAAGAAAAAAAAUGAUUCGAGGAUGGAAGGAACAGGAAAAAGUGUCCGAUUAAGAGAAAAAAUACACUAAACUGGAAGAAUAGGGAACGAAGCAUCGUCUCGUUUGCCCACUGCGUCUGUCUUGUCGCCGGUAUCACGUAGUUAUUGUAAUACCAACUACUUAUAAAGUUUAGGGUUCACUUCGUUAUCGCUCUGCAGGCACCGCCCGACCAAGACGACGAUGACGACGAACGCUCCUGCUAAGUACGCGCUUCAACUAUACUUCUGUUUAUUAUUAUUAUUAUUAUUUUAAAAUGAUUGUAAAAUUAUGGUUCAGUUCCGUUUACUUUUUUUUUCUAUACGCAAAAUAAGAUUUUUUCACUAUUGUGAGCUAGUAAAAAAUGAAGAAAAAUAAAUAAUUGAUGGAGAAAAAAAUAAUGGAGAACAAAGCAGUAAUGACGGAACUGAGGAAAUCAUUUUGAUUUUUCGAUAUUCUCGAGACAGAAAAAUUCAUCCGCUUCCUCCGAGCUUCUUGAGGAUCGCAGGAUCUCGAGAUUUUUCAGUUUUGACUAAAUUUGUUCCGUCUGACCGAGGGAGUAACGAAGAAGAAAGAAAAGAGAGAGAGAGAGAGAGAGAGAAUAAAAUAAACGAAAGGAAAUAAAGUAUAUUUAAAAUAGUCCAUUAAUUUUAAUGAUUCUUGCGGAUGGUAAAGAUCUAACCGAGCGAUAUUACAGUUAUUUUUUCAUUACGUUACGAAUAUAUGAUGCUGAAAAGAAAAGAAAAAAAACAUUUUCUGCGUUUGUUAAACGAUCACUCUCGCGAAUGCGUGUUUGCGUGUGAGAAUGUAUGCAUGCGAGAUAGUUUGUGCUUGACUGUUCUGCAUCUUAAGGGGCAUGAUGAAAACCGAAGCGAUUGCUAAAAGGUGAGAAGAAAGUGCGACGCGAUCCUCUGUUUUGUAGAUCGAGAACUGAGGUGAGAAAAGCCCGGAGUAAAGAGAGGAAAGCCACGAGGAAAGAUUUACAAAGAGAAAGAGGAGAUGGAAGGAGAAAGAGAAGAAAACCACCUAAGUAGAAAUAAAAUUUAAUGGAUUCUUUUAAAAGCAUUGUAAAUUCAAGAAAAAAAAAACAAUAUUUAAGCUGCUUCUGUGCACCAAAAACUUGAAAAGAAAAUACAAAAAAAACCAAUAAUUGUGAGAGUUCGAAGAAUUGAAAAUUCGUGUCCUAACUCGUGUAUUGAUAAAAAUUGCUUUAGGGAGAUACUAAAAAAAAUGAAUGGAACAAAUGAAAUUAAUUGACUAAAAAUGAGACUUUGAUGCAGAGCUGAAAAUGAGUAAAAUCGCGUUCUGCUACGCAUUGUUUCCCAUCAUUUUCUAUUUUAUCUCUUUCGUUCACUCAUUCUUUUUUAUAAAUAAUAUAUACGAUAAGAAGUUUUUCUUUUUAGCUAAAAACUCGUUAUAGAAUCGAUUGUUUUCUACAAAAAUUUCGAUCUUGGUGAAUGAAAUCAAAAAAAAAAACUGAAAAAAAAAUUGAGGCAUAUUUAUCAUUUGAUCGCAUUAUUUGUUCAUUCGAAAUAAAAUAUUGAGGGAACGAAAAUGAAAGAAUAACGAAAUAGGCGAUAUUUGCAAACGCGAGAUAAGAUUUUCCUACGUUCUUAUAUUUUUCAGCCCUAUUGCCUGCCUCCCGAAACCUCGCCCGUAUACGUAGAACAUAAUUCUGUCAGAGUUUAAGGAUUCUUAAGGAAUAACAAAGAAAACGAAUGAAAUAUAAGAACAAUAUUGCGGUUAUAACUAGAACGAUGAAAAUAACACCACACAGUUUUUACUUUAUUUCUAAGCGACAUUAAAUUACAAGGAAUGAUUAUAAAUUUAAGAGAGGACGUAAAAAACAUACGAAUAACGAUGAAAAAAAAAACGACAAAAACAAAAAUAUAUACAUCACGAAGUA